Drosophila subobscura is the source of this 3459-nucleotide messenger RNA. RefSeq names its product glutamyl aminopeptidase. NCBI's taxonomy places the organism in Eukaryota, Metazoa, Arthropoda, Insecta, Diptera, Drosophilidae. The transcript is spliced from 7 exons. The record is from RefSeq and is a predicted model, not a curated record. Gene Ontology annotation, molecular function: peptide binding; metalloaminopeptidase activity; zinc ion binding. The coding region runs from base 209 to 3292 and encodes 1027 amino acids. Gene Ontology annotation, cellular component: cytoplasm. Gene Ontology annotation, biological process: peptide catabolic process; proteolysis.
UGGAAGUUUCAAGCUGAGCGCGACGGUUGUGAAUGCGCGUCGCGUCUGUUAUUCCCGAUCUCAUCUCUCGUCGUGCGCGCGCGCGCUGCUCUUUGCCGAUUUGAAUCACGAGUACGACUCGUCGUCGCGUCAUUCGUCUCAGUGUGAACGAGUCUAAGAGUUGAAAGCUAAAAUUUAAGCAGCAGAACAAACACAGUCAACCGUUGGCAUGUAUGCAACAAAAAACGUGCGCCCACGCAGCAGCCUCUCCACAGACGACAAUCACCGCAUCAAGGACACCAAUCGGCCGCACAAGGCCCCAGGCAACACCAUCCUCACGCUGGUCGCCUUCUGCGUGUUCCUGCUGGUGCUGUGCGGCUUCCUGCUGGGGGCACUCGUCUAUGUGGGCAAGAAUAUAGCCGAUGAGCACCAGCGGCAGCAGGCGGCGAACAGCACGCAGGCGGCACUGAAUGCGACCAUACGCACAGUCUAUGUGGACCGUGAUCAGUUGUUGUCCACCAAACCGAUUCUGAGUGUUUUUUCAGAUAAUCGUGCACCCACCACCACUCAAGUGCCUUCCAAUACCAAAUCACGCGCCAUGCCCACCGUCGCGCCCGCCAUUAGAGCCGCCAGCAAGGUGCUGCAAAAGCUCGGCUACCGGCUGCCAAAGGAACUGAAGCCGAGCAAAUAUAAGCUGCAACUGCGUCCAGAUCUCAACCAGAAGAACUACACAGGCAACAUAAGCAUCAGCCUGGAGGUACUCGAGCCGAUAGCCUUCAUACCCGUGCACGUGAAGCAGCUGAAUGUGAGCACCGUCGAUGUGCAGCACUUGGACGAGUCGGGUGCGCCGCUGAAGAGCGUAACGCCAACGCUGACCUUCUCCUAUCCCGAAUUCGAGUACUGGGUGACCGAGUUCGAGCAGCCGCUCGACGUGGGAAACUACACGCUGCGCCUGAACUUUAACGGUUCGCUGACGGAUCGCAUCACGGGCCUCUAUCAGAGCUCCUACUGGGACAAGCUGAAGAAUCGCAACAGAUGGAUUGCCAGCACCAAAUUCGAGCCUACGUAUGCCCGCUGGGCCUUCCCCUGCUUCGAUGAGCCCGCCCUGAAGGCACAGUUCACCAUAACCAUUGCCCGUCCCAGCGGCGAUGAGUAUCACGUGCUGUCCAACAUGCCCGUGGCCGCGGAGUACAUCGAUGGGGAUCUGACUGAAGUGACGUUCCAGGAGACUGUGCCCAUGAGCACAUAUCUGGCUGCCUUUGUCGUCUCAGACUUUGCCCACAAGACCACAACGUCCGCAGUGAAUCCAUCCAUUGAAGUGCGCACAUUCGCUCCCGCUGCACAAGUGGAGAAGACGCAAUAUGCUCUGGACAUCGGCGUGGGCGUGCUCGACUAUUACAUUAACUACUUCAACAUCUCCUACCCGCUGCCCAAGCUGGAUUUGGUCGCCAUUCCUGAUUUUGUAUCGGGCGCCAUGGAGAACUGGGGUCUGGUGACCUUCCGCGAAACGGCGCUGCUGUACGAUGAGGCCACCAGCUCGAGCGUGAACAAGCAGCGUGUGGCCAUUGUUGUGGCGCAUGAACUGGCGCAUCAGUGGUUCGGCAAUCUCGUCACCAUGAACUGGUGGAGUGAUCUCUGGCUGAAUGAGGGUUUUGCCUCGUUCAUUGAGUACAAGGGCACGAAGCACAUGCAUGAGGAUUGGGAUAUGGACAAUCAGUUUGUCAUCGAGGAGCUCCAUCCAGUGCUGAUCAUCGAUGCCACUUUGGCCUCCCAUCCGAUUGUUAAAUCCAUUGAAAGUCCCGCUGAGAUUACCGAAUAUUUCGAUACAAUUACCUACUCGAAGGGCGCUGCUUUGGUGCGCAUGCUGGAGAACCUUGUGGGCGAGGCCAAGUUCAAGAAUGGAACAACUCGCUAUCUGAGGAAUAACGUUUACUCCACUGCCACCACUGAGGACUAUCUGACGGCCAUUGAGGAGGAAGAGGGACUCGAAUUUGAUGUCAAGCAAAUCAUGCAAACGUGGACAGAGCAAAUGGGUUUGCCAGUUGUCGAGGUGGAGAAGAAUGGCAACAGCUACAAGCUCACGCAGAAACGUUUCCUGGCCAAUGCCGACGAUUACGAAGCCAGCGCUGAGGCCUCUUCUUUCAAUUACCGCUGGUCCAUUCCCAUCACCUACACGAGCAGCAUCAGCAGCGAGGUGCAGUCGCUGAUCUUCAACCACAACGACAAUGAGGCCAGCAUCACGCUGACUGGCGAUGCCAGCUGGAUCAAGUUCAACAAGGAUCAGGUUGGCUAUUAUCGCGUCAACUAUGCGGCCGAGCAGUGGGCUGCGCUGACCACAGCGCUCAAGGCAUCGCGGGAGGACUUCAGCACCGCGGAUCGUGCGCAUUUGCUGAACGAUGCCAACACCCUGGCCGCUGCUGGACAGUUGAACUAUGCCGUGGCCCUCGAUCUGAGCACGUAUCUGGAGAGCGAACAGGACUAUGUGCCCUGGAGUGUGGGCACCUCGUCGCUGGCAUCGCUGCGCAAUCGCGUUUACUACACCGACUUGUACAGCAACUUUACCACCUACGCCCGCAAGCUGCUCACCCCCAUUGUGGAGAAGGUUACGUUCACCGUUGGCACCAAUCAUUUGGAGAACCGCCUACGCAUCAAGGUUCUGAGCUCCGCCUGCGCCGUGGGACACGAGGCCUCGCUGCAGCAGGCUGUCACGCUGUUCAACCAGUGGUUGGCCGCACCUGAAACACGCCCCAGUCCUGACAUUCGGGACGUCGUCUACUACUACGGUCUGCAGCAGGUCAACACGGAAGCCGCCUGGGAUCAGGUGUGGCAGCUGUAUCUGGCCGAGGCCGAUGCCCAGGAGAAGGUGCGGCUUAUGAACGCCUUGGCUGCCGUCAAGGAGCCAUGGCUGUUGCAGCGCUACAUCAAUCUGGCCGCGGAUGAGAGCAACGUGCGUCGCCAGGACUACUUCACGCUGCUGGGCUAUGUGUCGGCCAAUCCUGUGGGCCAGAGCCUUGUCUGGGAUUAUGUGCGCGAGCACUGGGAGCAGCUGGUCGAGCGCUUUGGCAUCAACGAGCGUACUUUGGGUCGUCUGAUUCCCACCAUCACGUCCCGCUUCUACACACAAACGAAGCUCGAGGAGAUGCAGCACUUCUUUGAGAAGUAUCCCGAAGCAGGAGCUGGCACUGCAGCGCGCCUGCAGGCACUGGAAACGGUCAAGGCCAACAUCAAGUGGCUGUCACUGAACAAGCAGCAAGUGGGCGAUUGGUUGGCCAACUACGCGGAGCAGUCCACCGUCACCAAUAGCAUCAAAUGAUUUAGCCACGGCCAAUCCACACUGUAAAAUAUAAUUAUGUAAAAAAGAAACAACAACAACCAAUGGAAUUGAACAUAGUCUUACUUUGUAGCCAACCAAAAGCAGCCAGAAUGCUUUUCCAAAAUGUGAAUGAAGAAUUGUGAAUACGUAUAGAUAUUUUGAAGAAC